Phalaenopsis equestris is the source of this 1610-nucleotide messenger RNA. RefSeq names its product TBC domain-containing protein C1952.17c. Lineage: Eukaryota; Viridiplantae; Streptophyta; Magnoliopsida; Asparagales; Orchidaceae. Gene Ontology annotation, biological process: intracellular protein transport; activation of GTPase activity. The record is from RefSeq and is a predicted model, not a curated record. The transcript is spliced from 9 exons. Gene Ontology annotation, molecular function: GTPase activator activity. Bases 176 to 1468 code for a protein of 430 amino acids.
GAGGGAACAGCUUCAUUGGGUAAGUUCUAGAAUCGACGCGGUUGGCUUUAGAAGGAACAUGAAAUGCUAUCGGUCCUGCCGACGCGAGACAGGAAGGUGGCGCGCCCCCGCUUAACUGCAGGAGUGUUGCUGUUCAAGGCGAACGAUUCAACGCUAGAGUGUAGCAAAAUUCGAGAUGGAGAACAAAGGAGUGCCGGAAUGGCUAAACAGCUCUCUCUGGUCUUCCAAACCCUAUGCCGAUCACUCCCCUAUCUACGCUCCCGAACCGCCAAAACCAGAAUCCCCGCCACGACAGCCAUCACCACCGCCGCCGCAGCCGCCGCCGUCACCACCGAAGCUUGAGUCUUCGGCAUCUCUUCCGGGUGAUGCCGGUUUACCGAAGCUCUCACCGGAGGAAAUUUCACGUCAGUCACAGAUUAUAGCCGAGCUUUCAAAGAAGGUUAUAAAUAUUGGUGAGUUGCGUAGAUUAGUUUGUCAGGGUAUUCCGGAUGGCGCCAUAAUACGCCCCAUGAUAUGGAAGAUUCUCUUACAAUAUUUACCAAAUGAUCGCUCAUUUUGGCCACAUGAAUUGGACAAGAAGAGGUCUCAAUACAAGUCUUUUAAAGACGAGCUUCUGCAAAAUCCUUCAGAUAUCACACGUAGGAUGGAUGAAUCAGCACAUGUUAAACAUGAGGAAUUGAAUGUUGAAUCCAGGGCCCUGCUUCAAAGGUCAGAGAUAACUCACGGAGAACAUCCUCUUAGCCUUGGAUCAACUAGUGUGUGGAACCAAUUUUUCCAGGAGGCUGAAAUUAUAGAACAGAUUGAGCGUGAUGUAAAGCGUACACAUCCAGACAUGCAAUUUUUUUCAGGAGAUUCUUAUUUUGCAAAAACUAAUCAGGAAUCUUUGAAGCGUAUUCUCAUCGUGUUUGCAAAAUUAAAUCCGGGUAUUAGAUAUGUGCAAGGGAUGAAUGAAGUUUUAGCUCCGUUAUUCUAUGUUUUCAGGAAUGAUCCUGAAGAGAAUAAUGUUGCCCAUGUAGAAGCUGACACCUUCUUUUGUUUUGUGGAGCUUUUGAGUGGAUUUAGAGAUAAUUUUUGCAAGCAACUUGAUAACAGUGUUGUUGGUAUUCGGUCUACUAUUGCAAAGUUAUCGCAGCUUUUAAAGAAACAUGAUGAAGAGCUUUGGCGUCAUCUUGAGGUUACCACAAAAGUUAAUCCUCACUUCUAUGCCUUUAGAUGGAUAACACUAUUGCUGAGUCAAGAGUUCGAAUUCUCAGAUUGCCUCAGCAUAUGGGACACCAUAUUAAGUGAUCCAGAAGGUCCCCAGGAAACCCUAUUGAGGAUAUGCUGUGCCAUGUUAAUACUCGUGCGGCGGCGUCUUUUAGCAGGUGAUUUCACUGCCAAUCUAAAGCUGCUGCAACAUUACCCAGCAACUAAUAUUGGGCAUCUCCUCUAUGUUGCUAAUAAGCUGCGGGGUCCUGUGCCAGACUAAUUGCUUUACAUGCCGUUCUGUUUGAUGAGCUUCUAACUUUUAUUUGAAUUUGUGUUAUGUAAAUGGUUGGCUAUAUAAAUUUUAAAUCACUGUUACCAAGAGGUUUGGUCUCUGGGUGACUGAUGAAAUCAGAGUUAUAGCA